AAUAAAUAAGCGCGCGCGCACGCCGGCUACGUGUAUAACGGAUAACGCCGUCGUCGUCCCCGUCCUUGUCGCGCACGUUGCGAUCAUGAUGUUCUCGCUCGUUUUUCUCCUCGCUAGGAUUUUCACGGAACACUCGAAUUACGUGAGAGAGAUGACGCGUGUUCGACACGUGCGAGUGCAGCGAAUCGCGUAAAAGCGCAUCGCGUAAUCGAUCCCCCAGUUUAGCGAUGCUGGCCGCGUGUAACCUCUAAAUACGCCGCAGAAAAAGAGCGCUGAACAUAACCUACAAUAAUCUACGUACCUCACGUACGUAAUGUAGUUCUUUUUCCUUUCUUUUUUUUUUUUAUCAUUCGUCGGUUCUCGUAUUUGCGCCCCUCGUUUUCACCCCUUAUUCUUAUUCGUUCCCUUUGAUUGUUCUUCGCGGCUCGUAAAGCGGAUAAAAAAAAUAAAUAAAUAAAAAAAGGGGACCAAAGUGCGCGCCGUCGACGGCAAUUCGCGAGUGGGAUCCACGGUCGACAUUUAUCUAACUUUACCGCAGAUCUUCAUCGAUCUUCUUCUUCCUGGAUAGCACGAAACGAAGUCGACGAUGAAGCGAGAUAGUUAGGAGAUGCUGUAAGUCGACGCCUGUAACGUAACACCCGUACGGAGAAUGUCAGUUACAAACGGUACGGUCGCCUAUAAACGGUGGAUUAUGUCGCACAGGAGACAGACUUAGGUAAAAUGUCUCGCAGUUUGCCAGACAGGGUGGCCGGGCUCUACUAUGCCCACGGCCUAUUCUGCUCCUCUCAUCCCGUCAUCAUACUCUCGCUCGCAAUCUCGGUUUUGCUAUUUUGCUGCUAUCCACUUGUCAAUCUGCCUAUACCAGGCAACGCUCCGAAAACUGUAAUAAACAAUACCAUCGUACCAGCGAACGAUACAGAAACUUCAGUAUUGUACGUUCAACAAGUAGUGUUAAGAAUCGGAGUAAUGCCAUGGACUGAAGAUCUGACGUUGAUGGAUGCCUUUCGAGGGCCUCUUUACGAAGUGUUCAAUCUCUUGGAGAUCAUACAAAACUAUCAACACCCAGAAACAUUCAAGACACUUGGCCAAGUAUGUUUGCAUAUCGAAGCAGCGAAAAGACGAAAUGGCAAAAAAGCAGAAGUGUUGCCAGAAUACAACUGUCUUGUUCUAUCACCUGCAAAUUUGUGGCAACAGAGUAUAGAGUUGUUUGCUCAAGAUACAAAUCUCAUUAAUACGAUAUUUUCUUAUCAGAAUCUUCAAAGGGGUAAAAUAAGUCUCGCAGAAGUAAUGUUUGGAAUGAGUUUGAAAGAAACGGGGAUAAAGAGAUAUCCUGCUCGGAUUCGUCAAAGAAUUCUCCAAUAUGCUGUAACUAUUUAUUUGAAGAAAUAUGAUGAAGAAUUUAUAAAAGGAUUGCAGAAUCGAUUGAAAACUUAUUAUCAUCUGCAUCAAAAUGUUAGCAACAAUACGGACAAUGAUGAAAUAUUGAAUAUUUUCUACCCUGGUGAAUUCAAUUAUAGUGAAUUCUUCCCAUUGAUGAUGACCUUCCUGGCCUUAUUUUUCUACGAAUAUUUUCAAGUGCGGAAAAUAGAACUUGUCAAGUCUAAACUGGGCAUUGCGUUUAGUGCUACUGUGACAGUGAUGGGCUCCCUAUCUAUGACAGUGGGUGUGUGUUUUUUCUUCGGUUUGACUUUGAGUAUGAGCGCCAAAGAAGUGUUUCCGUAUUUGGUGAUUAUUUUCGGCCUUGAAAACGUUCAAGUGUUGACAAAGAGUGUCGUCAGCACGCCCGCGCAUCUGGACAUGAAAAUACGCGUCGCUCAAGCUCUAUCGAAGGAGGGAUGGUCUAUUACGAAGAAUCUACUCACGGAAGUAACGAUUCUAACUAUCGGACUAUUCACUUUUGUUCCUGCUAUUCAGGAAUUUUGCAUAUUUGCCAUCGUUGGACUAUUGAGUGAUUUUUUCCUACAAAUGGUAUUCUUCUCGACUAUUCUUGCGCUUGAUAUCAGACGUACGGAGCUAUCCAGCGAGAAUUCCAAGUUUCACUUGUCGCACAUCCCGCCAUCACGCAGGACACAAUUCACCACUACUAUUACCAAUAGAAAACCUCACAUCUUCCGCUCCAAGUCUCAUCCAAGAUUGAAUGGUUUAUCCACUGGUCCGACGAACGUUAUCGCUCCAAAUACACAAAAUACUCAUACACUGGGCAAGAUUCCCAAGCGUUUGAGAUUGGUGCACAUUUGGGCGCGAACGCGAAUCUUCCAACGUGCAUUUAUGGUAUGGAUGGUCGUGUGGAUCAGCAUGACUAUCAACAAUUCCGGCAUUAUUGAGCAUGUGAUACACUUGAGUGAGACGCUAAAACCAGAAGCUGAUAUUGAUGGAUAUACGAUAGAUAAACCUCAACCAUUGAACUAUGUUGAGCUAAAUACAGUAACACCAAUAUCCGUGUCACCGACGACUAUAGCACCAGAUAAUUUGAAUGAACAGGACAUAACUAAUAAUGCGACCGAAGAAUUGAACAAGUUAAGACCAAUGGAUUUUCCGCCUUGGAAUAGUUUAUCAUUGUACCAUUGGUCCUCGAUUCUUUCGAUGUAUAACGUGUCGAUUGCUGGUGGACGAGUGACUAUACUUCCGACAAUAAAGCUAUCGCAUGCGGUGAAUCCACAAUUAGUGAAACAAAUAAGCAAUCCGAAUGACGUUCAGCACUUCCAAUGGCAGAGUCUUGCUACCGCCGCGCUCGAUCCUUUGGAUUUUUCCGAUAUGGAAGUACGGUCGAGAUCGGAGGGACGCGUAUUCAAUACGGACGCGCCUUUUGUACCGUCGAGUCCGAUGGAGAUAUUUUUGGCCGCUGUACUGUGCCUCAUUAGCGUGAUCGUGGUCGCUUACACGAUGGUCGUACUCUAUCGUUGUAUCUGCUCCAGAAAUUAUGCCGAGUGGCGAGCUAGCUGGAAUAAGCAAGAAAAGACGCAUGAUUCCGUUACUCAGCUAGUGUUGGAGGCAGUGCCCUUAGUUUUGGAAGGCCAUAUUCAGGAAGUGGAAUGUAUCGCGACGGACGGUAAUACUAUUGCUAGCACAUGUCUAGCGGGACACAUCAGGAUAUGGGACUCGACGUCUGGUGAAGAGCUGGCGCAUAUCGAUAGACGGCAAUUCUUCAUCGGUCCUCAGAAAACUUUGAGUCAAACAUCACCGGAUGCUGACGAAUUGAUGUCAGAUUAUGAGAGCGGUGCGCAAUCGAUGGGACUUUACUCACCAGCUUCGACGAUGUAUCAAGGAAAGUUAUUUCCCGCUUACAACGCGCAGAGAGUUGUUAAUAAUAACAAUCACAAAAGGCGAUCUAUAGGAAACACGCUGGAUUACGAUUAUCAGAUCACUGAACUCGGUAGCGACACUAAGCAGAGGCUAUUACGUCGAAGCUUAGACAGCGCUUAUGAUCUCCCCGAUUUGAAACCGGCGAUCAAUAUUAAAUUUUCAUCCAUAAAAUACACGCCUUUGCAAAAGAAUUACGAUCAAGGCUUCGACUUUGGCGAGCGAUAUAAAAUUUUACUGAAGAAACAUAAUAAAUCGAUCGAGGAAAUGCAAAAAUCUGAAACUAGGGAACAGUUGAACGUACUCCCCGCGAGACCAACUAACUCAGUUGGCAGCACGACCUCCAUAAAUACAGAUCGUACGAUACAAUUGUCGCAUAUCGCAUCGGCGAUUUGGUGUAUGGAUUAUCAGGAAAAUCUUAUAGUGGUUGGAUGCGCUAACGGCAGUCUAGAAUUCUGGGAGGGUACGACCGGUAGAUUUAAGUGUCUCUUCGAUGACGGAUCGGGACUUGGAAUUUCUGCAGUUAAACUCGUCGGUAGUAGAGUAGUAGCAGCUAAGUUGAACGGUACUGUCGAUUUUCUGCAACUCGAGAGUUACAGCGAAGGCCAGCAGAUUGAUUGGGGCUUCACAUCUUAUAGAAGAACACAUGUGCGAACAGGCAGCGCUGGUUCACCCAUGGACCUAAAUAACAGUAUGCAUACGGAGGAAGAUCUACGCUGCAUGAAAAUUGGCUCUCAUAGAGCGCAUCAACAAGCGAUCACCGUCCUGGACAGCGAAGGCGGACGUGUAUUAACGGGUAGCCAGGAUCAUACCUUGAAAGUAUACAGGUUAGAGGAUCAACUGCCUCUGUAUACGCUUCACGGACAUUGCGGUCCGAUAUCAUGUCUAUUUAUCGAUAGACUCAGUCCCAUGACAUCCGGUAGUGGGUCUCAGGAUGGAUUACUGUGUGUAUGGGAUCUUUUGACAGGAACAUGCAUGUAUAGUAUUCAAGCUCAUGAUGGUGCUGUAGCUGCUAUUACAUGUUCGGUAUCGUAUGUGAUAAGUAUUGGAACAGAUGAAAGAUUAUGUGUCUGGGAGCGUUUUCAAGGGCACUUACUACAUACUUUGCCAGCACAUAAAGCAGCUUACAGUUUACAAUUAGUGAUGCUGACACAUCAUCUCCUCAUAAUUAGUAAUCAGGGAUCAUUAGUAGUCUGGGACGUAAGGACGGGUGAGCCUGUGCGAGAAGUGAGAUUGGGUCAUAAAGACAGUUGCAUUUUCGUAAAACAGAUGUUGGCUUUGAGGGAUAGCGUGGUUUGCGAUUACGGCCGGCAAUUAAGAAUAGUCAGAUUUCCGUUGGUCUCUGAUAAGCUCGACUAAAUUCUCUGUAUACGCGCGUGUACAUAGCCAUUUUUCUUUACCUAGCGUUAUUCAAAGAAAGUGUCUUAUGUUAUUUAGUCUUUAGCUUUUAGAAACUUGUAGAUUUUUAUACAACAUAUAUCGUGAUAUUCUAAAAAGCGAUGUAUAUUUUCGAUGUAAGUUUAUGUUCUCUGACUACACACUGUGGCCAUUUUAGAGUGCACAACUUUCAUAUAAUCGCGAUACACAUGCUUACAGAAAUAUAUUUUUUAUCCGAUAAAACACAUUAUAUAAUCACAUUUUUUUUUAUUUUUAUGCCGAAUCGUUGAUGCUGAUAACAUUAAUGACUUCUAUAAACACCAAUUGAGAAGAUUAAAGAAAUGAAGAUUGUAUAGUUACACAUAAAAUGUUGUAUAUAUUUUAUAUUUAGAAUUCUUUUUAUUUAAUUAAAUUAAAUGAUUCAGAAUUUUAUGCUCGAUUACAAGCUCUUGAGUCAAACGUAAUAUCUCUUCAUUCUAGUAUUUUAUAACAUGCAUAGUGGCUGUGCUUCAUUUUGGAAUGCCUAUUAGCUUUUAUUCUGUAAUAUAAAAGCGCUUCAUAUUCUCUAUUUAAAUCCUUUUUAUGUUUUUACGAUAUAUAACAUCGUGAUAACAUACAUGCAUUUGUAAAACCAGUGUUAUUCUUUAAUGCAUAGAUAUAAGACAUUCUACUUAUGACUCGAUAACGAUUAUGACAUAACUAAAUAUCAGCGACAAAUAAUUGUAAGUUUCUGUGACAUUUUGAAUAUUCCUACUCGCUUUAAUGAUGGAAUAUGGAUUUUGAAAUCGCACGGGAAUUAAUCGAAUGAUUUUUUUUGAAUUGUCGAAUAAUGUAAUAACAUUACAUUCAACGACUAUAACUGCAAGUAAACCAAAACUUAAAUCUGAGUCCUCGUAAAUGAAUAUAAAUAUUAUUGUAUGGAUGAAAAUGAAAUAACCAUUGUUACACAUCAAAGUUUUAAAAGUGCCUUUAUCGUAUUCGUCAUUUUCAUCUUUACGAAGAAAAAUUGAAUAAUUCACUAAAAUAAAAAUAAAUAAUUAAUAUGAUAAAAAAAGAGAUAAAUCUCUGUAUAUUUAUUAUUAUAUAAAAUAUAUUAAUUAUGUAAAAAUUAAACUUAUUUAAUUUAAUUUGAUAUAUAAUUAAAUUUAUUUAAUUAAAGAGAUUUUGAUGUGAUUCUGAUACCCAAAUUGUUUUAAAAAUUUAGAAAGAUUAUAACCAUGAUGUUAUUUAAAGUUGGUUGGUGCUAUCGUUUAUGAUUAAGUUAUUUCAAGGGGCUGGAGUUACAUGAAUAUAUUAAUUACACAUAUGGGUUAUUUGUGAAUAUAUUUUCAAUUGAUUCCAUCAAUUGGAUAUUUAUUUAUUGUCAUCGCACUACAUUUUUGCGUUUUACACAAUUGUAAACACAAUUUUUUAAAGGGGAAGAGUUUAAGCAAAAUGACAUUGAUUUCUAAUUUAUCCAACUAUGUUUAUAUGUGUUACAGUAGUAAUGUGUUAUUACGUCCACGUAUAGGUACAUGAAAAAAGGAUCUGCUUCUUUACUUGCUUUACUUAAUAUGGCAGCUGAUUUGUAAGAGAUGCGUAUAUAAUGUUACAUAAACAAACAUAGUUCUUUGAGGGAGUACAUGCCGUUCCGAGUUGCUAUAUAUUAUUUUCUUGCGAAUAAGCGGACUUGGAAGAAUAUAAUAGAUUGUGCUUGUCUUUAAUCUGUAUAUAUAGAGGGAUAAUCAACUUUAUUAAGGUAAAUGCGUGUACAUCGAUCUUCUUUCUCGACAGGAUGCAAUGCUCUCAUAGUCAAACAUAGAUGAAUGGAAAUUAACUCGAGAAUAUUGGCGUAUUGGAUAAUAAUGCGAACAUCGCAUUGUAGAGAUGUCUUUCUUGAUUUUGUUUAUAUUAAAAAAUAUAUUUGUUAUAGGUUUGUUCUCUCUUUUUUUAACUGAACUGAAACGGAACAAAAUUGAAGAAGACGGAUAUAUAUUUAGAACUUGAAAAGAGAAAGAGAGAAAAAAACGAAAAGUGCAAGAAAUUCAGUAAAAUUCAAUAAAAAGAAUAAGUAUACACUAAAAAGAUAUAUAAUUAGCAAAACAAUAUUCUUUUACAAUACGAAUCAAACUAUCCGUACGCCACACUUCUCGCAAGUUAAUAAAAUUUUAGACUGAUUGUACUCAAUAUAUGGCAUUUUUUUUUUAAUAAAUAUUUAAUUUUUAAAUGUUUUCUAUGCGCGAAAGCGCAUCUGUAAUCGACGAGAGAAGGAAAAAUAGCAAUAUAGAUAUAUAUUUUUCCUAAGCAACUUUAUAUCGCAAGCAUUACUGCAAGACUCAACUCUAUACUGGUAAAAAAUAAACGAACAAAAAGAAGAUAUACAGGAUGUCCGAUAAAUCGUGGUGAGAGAGUCGACUUCCCGUGAAAAAAAAAAAAAAACAAAUAACAGAAAUAUAAAAUAAAUAUUUUGAUAUAAUCUUCGAGAGAGAGAAAAUUAGUCUUGAAUAUAUGUAUAUAUAUAAAUGCGUGUUUCUAUAUUUUUGAUUGUAAUAUUGUGCGCGCUGAUUACGAUACAGUUCUUAGUAAAAAUUAGCGAUUGAGACAUCAAUUGUCACGAGUCGCCAACGAUUUAUUGAUCAUCCCGUAUUAUAAUAAAAUGUGCUCCUAGUAACAACUGUUGACUCGCUAAUGAUUAAAAAUCUGUGCGUGCGACUUUUAUAUUUAUUUAGUUAAUUUAAUACAAAUUUUCAUGCCGAUCAUAUGCAGAAUAUAUUGUUCUUAAUAAAUUGUCAUAUUUAAUGUAUGCU
Formica exsecta is the source of this 7463-nucleotide messenger RNA. It is a transcript of the gene SCAP, whose product is annotated as sterol regulatory element-binding protein cleavage-activating protein. Gene Ontology annotation, molecular function: sterol binding; protein binding. Gene Ontology annotation, cellular component: endoplasmic reticulum membrane; Golgi membrane. The transcript is spliced from 13 exons. The coding region runs from base 721 to 4659 and encodes 1312 amino acids. NCBI's taxonomy places the organism in Eukaryota, Metazoa, Arthropoda, Insecta, Hymenoptera, Formicidae. The record is from RefSeq and is a predicted model, not a curated record. Gene Ontology annotation, biological process: SREBP signaling pathway.